AUGACUCCAACGUCUGAGAAGAAGAAGAAGGUUAGUUGUAGCUAUAUCCACGAUGACAUUGCUAUAUCUAUUCUCUCUAAACUCGCUAUUAAAUCUCUCAAGCGAUUUACUUGUGUUUCCAAAUCAUGGUCUCUUUUAUUUCAAAACCCUAAUUUCAUCAACUUGUUCCGCAACAAUCUUGUUUCCAAAUCUCACGAUGAUGAUGAUGAUGAUGAUGUGUGUUUCCUCUUCGUCUCGUACGCGUUUAUGAGUUUCUUUUAUUUGGUUUCUGGCGAGAGGUUUCAGAAUGUGGUAAACCGGGAUCCGCUGCUUCCAUUUGAGGAUCAAAUUUGUAGGCUUUUUCGUCCUCGUAUUUUUUGUUCCGCUAUUAAUGGCAUUGUUUGUGUUUAUAACCAUUGCGAUCAUAGCGAGGUAGCACUUUGGAACCCUGUUACUCAGGAAGUUAAGGUAAUCCCUCCUGGUCUUGUAGAGUGUCUAUCUAAUAUUCAUGUUUAUGGUACCCUUUGUCUUCAUGGAUUUGGAUAUGACCAUGUCAAAGAUGACUACAAGCUUAUUCGUCAUGUUGGUUAUCGGUAUAUACCUGAUAUUUAUCCUCGGAAAGAAGAUUUUCCUAUGCUACCUAACUCAUUCUGGGAGAUAUAUAGCCUAAGAAGUAACUCUUGGAGAAAAAUUAUUGUUGAUAUACCAAUUCCUCACUUUCGUUGUUUAGGCUCUAAAGUGUACUUGAAUGGGGUGUGCCAUUGGUUGGCGGUUUCAGAUAAUGGAACAACUUUUGUUGUGUCAUUUAACUUGACCAAUGAUGUGUUUUUCACUACACCAAUAGAUUGGCAUCAUCGUUCUUCUUUUAGAUUGGCGGUGUUAAAUGGGUUCAUAGCGAUGAUCACACGUUAUCAUGCUACCGAGUCUUACACCAUAUCAAUUUUGGGUGAGAUUGGUGUCAAGGAAUCAUGGACUAGACUCUUCGAUAUUGGACCUUUAUCUUAUGUUAAUGAUAUUAUUGCAGUCGGGAAGAAAGGAAAUAUAUUCUUAAGUAUAGAGAAUGGUAAAAUAGCUUGCUUUGAUUUAACAACCAAGGUGAUUGAGGAGAUCGGUUUUAAAAGAGAAAUUCAUAUUUGUCAAAUAGUACAUUACAAGAAAAACCUUGGUCCAAUUGGAGGAAUAAACAGUUAA
This is a messenger RNA of Medicago truncatula (barrel medic), 1170 nucleotides long. RefSeq names its product putative F-box protein At3g16210. The transcript has a single exon. Lineage: Eukaryota; Viridiplantae; Streptophyta; Magnoliopsida; Fabales; Fabaceae. The record is from RefSeq and is a predicted model, not a curated record. Bases 1 to 1170 code for a protein of 389 amino acids. Gene Ontology annotation, molecular function: protein binding.